Messenger RNA from Knipowitschia caucasica, 1275 nucleotides. The record is from the annotation of a GenBank genome assembly. NCBI's taxonomy places the organism in Eukaryota, Metazoa, Chordata, Actinopteri, Gobiiformes, Gobiidae.
AUGAAGAGGAAGCUACUGGAACAGCUGAUGAUGAGGGAGAUGAAGAGGAAACUACUGGAACAGCUGAUGAUGAGUGUGAUGAAGAGGAAGCUACUGGAACAGCUGAUGAUGAGGGAGAUGAAGAGGAAGCUACUGGAACAGCUGAUGAUGAGGGUGAGGAAGAGGAAGCUACUGGAACAGCUGAUGAUGAGGGAGAUGAAGAGGAAGCUACUGGAACAGCUGAUGAUGAGGGUGAGGAAGAGGAAACUACUGGAACAGCUGAUGAUGAGGGAGAUGAAGAGGAAGCUACUGGAACAGCUGAUGAAGAGGGGGAUGAAGAGGAAGCUACUGGAACAGCUGAUGAUGAGGGAGAUGAAGAGGAAGCUACUGGAACAGCUGAUGAAGAGGGAGAUGAAGAGGAAGCUACUGGAACAGCUGAUGAAGAGGGGGAUGGAGAGGAAGCUACUGGAACAGCUGAUGAUGAGGGUGAUGAAGAGGAAGCUACUGGAACAGCUGAUGAAGAGGGAGAUGAAGAGGAAGCUACUGGAACAGCUGAUGAAGAGGGGGAUGGAGAGGAAGCUACUGGAACAGCUGAUGAUGAGGGUGAUGAAGAGGAAGCUACUGGAACAGCUGAUGAAGAGGAAGCUACUGCAACAGCUGAUGAUGAGGGUGAUGAAGAGGAAGCUACUGGAACAGCUGAUGAUGAGGGUGAUGAAGAGGAAGCUACUGGAACAGCUGAUGAUGAGGGGGAUGAAGAGGAAACUACUGCAACAGCUGAUGAUGAGGGUGAUGAAGAGGAAGCUACUGGAACAGCUGAUGAUGAGGGUGAUGAAGAGGAAGCUACUGGAACAGCUGAUGAUGAGGGGGAUGAAGAGGAAACUACUGGAACAGCUGAUGAUGAGGGGGAUGAAGAGGAAGCUACUGGAACAGCUGAUGAUGAGGGUGAUGAAGAGGAAGCUACUGGAACAGCUGAUGAUGAGGGUGAUGAAGAGGAAGCUACUGGAACAGCUGAUGAUGAGGGGGAUGAAGAGGAAACUACUGGAACAGCUGAUGAUGAGGGGGAUGAAGAGGAAGCUACUGGAACAGCUGAUGAUGAGGGGGAUGAAGAGGAAGCUACUGGAACAGCUGAUGAUGAGGGGGAUGAAGAGGAAGCUACUGGAACAGCUGAUGAUGAGGGAGAUGAAGAGGAAGCUACUGGAACAGCUGAUGAUGAGGGAGAUGAAGAGGAAACUACUGGAACAGCUGAUGAUGAGGGAGAUGAAGAGGAAACUACUGGAACAGCACCAUGUCUUUUAG